ACAAAUUUUAUUUUUCCAUUCCACACACUCUUUAUGGAAUUAAUAAUGAAGCUGUCCAUCCAUACACCAUAAUAAUCAUCGACAGAAUUUGGAAAAGGAAAAAAAUUCACUCGGAGAAUGCUGACUCCCAAAGUUACCUGCCCAUUGUUGGAUUUGUGGGAUUAAAUAUCUACAAGGCAACAAUUUGCAGAGAGGGGGUGGUGCGGAUAUUAUAACAUAGCACAAAUUCAAUUGCACAAAUCUAAUCAUCUGUACCUAAAGCUCUUGAAAGACAUACCAAAAGGCGGAGAAAACGAGAGAAGAAGAAAACUACAAAUAAUAUAAUACAACUUCCCAUCUUAUAUAUACAAUUAUAUGCCUAUAUAAUUAUACAACAAAGUUUUGAAUGUUAUAAGAGAAACACACAACAUUUCCACGCUGGCUUAUUAAAAGCAAUAUUUGAGAAAACAAUCUAAGUCAGAGCUUAUUUAGACUGGCUCAAAACGAAGAAAACGGGGGCGCUGAGUCUCCCGACGGCACACAAGAAGGACGGGAAGCGUGUUGGUGGAUUCCUUGGUCUGCAAUGGGCUGCUUUGGUUCACCCAGUUCGAAACAAUCGGAUAUAAAUUCUGAAGAUACAAGAAGCCAAAAGCGUCGCAGUGAUGCCAUUUCCAAGCAACUUCAAAAGGACAAACAGCUCUAUAGAGCAACCCAUAGGCUUCUAUUGCUAGGAGCUGGUGAAUCCGGUAAAUCAACUAUUGUCAAGCAGAUGCGUAUAUUGCAUGUGGAUGGAUUUUCAGAGCAAGAGAAAAAACAGAAAAUUGAUGACAUUAAAAAGAAUAUACGUGAUGCAAUAUUGACUAUUACUGGUGCAAUGAGCACACUCAAUCCACCUAUACCUUUGGAGAAAAAGGAAAAUGACAUUAGAGUUGAAUACAUUCAGGACUAUGCUUCAAGUCCUGAUUUUAACUAUCCUCCAGAAUUUUACGAGCACACAGAAGAAUUGUGGAAGGAUAGGGGUGUAUUGGCGACUUAUGAGAGAUCAAAUGAAUAUCAAUUAAUUGAUUGUGCAAAGUACUUUUUGGAUCGAGUAAGCAUAAUAAAACAACAUAACUAUACACCUAAUGAACAAGACAUUUUGCGGUGUCGUGUACUAACUUCUGGUAUUUUUGAAACAAGAUUUCAAGUUGACAAAGUCAAUUUUCACAUGUUUGAUGUGGGAGGCCAAAGGGACGAACGUCGAAAGUGGAUACAAUGCUUUAAUGACGUUACUGCAAUUAUAUUCGUAACCGCAUGUUCUAGCUAUAAUAUGGUUUUACGUGAGGAUCCAACACAAAAUCGAUUACGCGAAUCCUUGGAAUUAUUCAAAAGCAUUUGGAACAAUAGAUGGUUGCGUACAAUAUCUGUAAUUCUAUUUCUGAACAAACAAGAUUUGUUAGCAGAAAAAAUUAAAGCCGGUAAAAGUAAGCUUUCGGAAUAUUUUGCCGAGUUCAAUAAAUAUCAAACACCAAGUGAUGCAAUAAUCGAGUCUGGAGACGAUCCUGAAGUUAUAAGGGCUAAGUAUUUCAUACGUGAUGAGUUUUUGCGUAUAUCUACUGCUAGUGGUGAUGGGAAACAUUAUUGCUAUCCCCAUUUUACAUGUGCUGUAGAUACCGAAAAUAUCAAACGAGUAUUUAAUGAUUGUCGAGAUAUAAUUCAAAGAAUGCACCUUCGUCAGUAUGAAUUGUUAUAGGUUUAUUCAACAAAAAAUCACUUAAUAAAGUAAUGUGCAAAUAAUACAACUAACCAAAAUCCA
Stomoxys calcitrans (stable fly) is the source of this 1774-nucleotide messenger RNA. RefSeq names its product guanine nucleotide-binding protein G(s) subunit alpha (gene Galphas). The coding region runs from base 563 to 1711 and encodes 382 amino acids. Gene Ontology annotation, cellular component: heterotrimeric G-protein complex. Lineage: Eukaryota; Metazoa; Arthropoda; Insecta; Diptera; Muscidae. Gene Ontology annotation, biological process: sensory perception of chemical stimulus; adenylate cyclase-activating dopamine receptor signaling pathway. The transcript is spliced from 9 exons. Gene Ontology annotation, molecular function: GTP binding; G protein-coupled receptor binding; G-protein beta/gamma-subunit complex binding. The record is from RefSeq and is a predicted model, not a curated record.